AUGAUAACCCCUCCCUUGACAGUGCCAAUUGCAGGUUUCGAAGAGAGGCUUGGAUGUAGCAUCUUUUCCAUCCCUCCUUCCCCGAAAAUUUGGUCCGUCCAUGGGUCAAUGUACGAUCGCGAAGGUGGAUGCAUGAGCGCUAGAAAAGCCAGCAAGGACUCGAUUUUGCAAACCUGGAUAUCAUCUUGGAGGAGGACCUGCCUGGAGGCGCGCGCAGACCUCCAAACUUCUGGUGCCAAGCUGUUUGAUGCUUACCUAAUCCUUAGCUCAAUGCACAACCAUCCUGCUUUGAAGUCACUGAUUUACCUCUUGGUAUCUCAAGUCAAACUAUUCCGAUUCACUUGGUUGAUGAGCCCGGUCGAUUCACAUUUCCGGUCAGCUGCUGAAGCGCAAGUUACCUCAGGUCCAAGGUAUAUUGAUUGCCUUCAACCGUCUACACUGAUCAAGAGCAGUGGAAGAUUCUGCACCGCUGCUCACUUUGAUCUGAACAAGGCGAGCUUCGAAGUGUAUGCAACUAACACGCAACCACCGACACCGCAGAAGUUUGGAAUCGACUUCCAAUGGAUGCGCGCUUCUACUUUCCCAUGGCUGAUUCACUCUCACCCCCACUACACACGAGAGACAACCUCGCAAUUCGCAUUGACCAAGAUUAAGCCGAUGGCCGCCGAUCAAGAGACCAAGUCGCAUGAAUUAGUGGCUGAAAGUAAGGACACGGGGUUGCAACGCGAUAGCACGUUCUACCAAGACACUGUUGUCUUUCGGGUUGAGGGUACACUGUUCAAAGUUCCACGUCGUGGAUUUGAAAGUGGAUCCGGUGUAUUUGCCACGAUGUUUACCCUACCGUCGGUCCUUGAAAAAGAAAAAGAAGGUCAAAGUGACGAAACGCCCAUCAUCCUAGAGGGAAUAAAGAAAGAUGAUUUCCGGAGUCUCUUGCAUCUAAUGUAUCCCAUAGGACCAGGGGAUCCUGAUGUUCCUCGAAAUGGGUUAAUUUCAGCUCUUCAUCUGGCCACUAUGUGGGAUCUCAAUGAUGUUCGUCAACUCCAAUUUUUAUUUGGCGUGGCUUCCAAAUCAUCAUACAACUUUGAAGAUCCGUCGUUACGCAAUCGCACGUUUAGAUUCAAUGCCACUGAGUUCAUUGGAAAAGGUCAUCCUCGCAAAACAAGAAAUGGUGCAGAGCUGGUUGCUGAGUGGGAAAUUGACGCCCUCGAUUGGGAGACAAUUGCGAAAUUGUUUUUUGUUCAAAAGCAAAUAUCUCCACCGCAAUGUGAACGUGGCGUGAACCAUUACCAAUAUUGCAAUUGUUGCGGGGAUACUGUCAGAACAACCUGUUGCAUCAAGGAGAAAACACCGAUGGAUAUCACAGCGUCCCCUAUUGUCAAGUAG
Molecule: messenger RNA, 1383 nt
Organism: Laccaria bicolor S238N-H82
Lineage: Eukaryota; Fungi; Basidiomycota; Agaricomycetes; Agaricales; Hydnangiaceae
Exons: 10
Coding region: 1-1383 (460 amino acids)
Molecular function (GO): protein binding
Source: RefSeq, a predicted model, not a curated record